Molecule: messenger RNA, 925 nt
Organism: Solanum lycopersicum (tomato)
Lineage: Eukaryota; Viridiplantae; Streptophyta; Magnoliopsida; Solanales; Solanaceae
Source: RefSeq, a predicted model, not a curated record
UAUCUUUGAAGGAAAAAAUAUCUACCCCAAAAGAUAUCUAACUACUUUACAACAUUUGUAGCACAUGAUAUUAUUACAUUGAUGAACCCCUUCAACUAACAUCAAACAAAUAAUAUUACCCUCUUUUUUUUUCAAGAUUUUUUACAAGAAGAAGAAGAAGAAAAUGGAAGUGAAUGGAAAUAUUAGACCAAAUAGAAGUGAUGUUCAUUUAUCAAAAGAGGAAGAAACAAAGAUAGAAGAGGAAACAAGAGAGUAUUUUGAUGGCAUUGCACCAAAAAGACACACUAAACCUCAAAGAAGUGAUUAUUCUUCAACUUAUGUUGAUCACAUCAAUCUCUACCCUUCUUCUCAUGACACAAUUCCCGAAAAUCUCGAAUUCCAACGUCUCGAAAAUGAUCCUCAGAAAUUGGUUUACAAUGGCAGCCAAGUGACAGAGGAAUUUAUUGAAACAGAAUAUUACAAAGAUCUUAAUUGCAUUGACAAGCAGCAUCACACGACAGGAACAGGAUUUAUCAAAGUGGAGAAUAAUGAGAACACUUUUAAUAUAGGAGCUGAUUAUACUACUGAUCCAAGCCAUGUUUACAAGGGGAAUCCAGCUACUAAUGAUUGGAUUCCUUCUGCUGUUGAUGAGGUUAAUUUUAUCUCAGGAAAACCACACAGAAGUGAUAACUGAAAUUGAGUCUUUGAUAAAGACAGUAUCUGCUUAUUUUGUAUUUCUGUGAAGCUUGGCUUCAACUUGUGUCUCUUUUGUUUGGUUGUAUUUGAAUAACAUGCUAUAUGAAUUAUUUCAAACGAUUUUAAUGAAGAAUUUAUAUUAGCCAAAUAUCAGCUAAGGGGGUGUGAUGGAAUGGUUCGAAUAACCUAAACCAUUAACCAGAGGUCUCGAAUUUAAACUGUUGUGAACGAAAAAUAGCAUUAUAAAGGA